AUGGAUCAGUCCAAUCAGCCCGUCCUAACCACUCCUUCGGAAAUGACGAUAACCGUUCCCUCAGUAAUCACUACUAACACUCACCCUCUCCCCGAAGUCAAGGUUGAUAUUGAGCAUAUGCCUGUUGAUGACGAUCCAAGGAAGUGGUCGGACCUUCGAAAGGGUUUUGUACUCCUUCAAGUUUCGUUUGGCACAAUGAUUGCAGGUUUAUCAGGCAGCAUUCAAAAUCCAUCCAUUGCGCAGAUGGAAGUGGAUCUCAAUGCUACCAGUUCCCAAAUCAGUUUGACUCUCGCGUUAUUCAUUCUCAUUCAAGGUUGCAUGCCUUUGAUGUGGAGCGCUAUCAGCGAGUUCAAAGGAAGGAAGGUCGUAUAUGUCUCCUCACUUUCGAUAUUUUUCGCCGCAUCUAUGGUGGUCGCAAGAAGCAGCACUAUCGAAUUAGUGAUUGGUUUCCGAUGCUUUCAAGCAGCAGGUUCGAGUGCUGUCAUGGCUAUUGGCGCUGCGACUCUGGCGGAUAUAUUCGAGCCCGAAGUGCGAGGCACCAAGAUGGGUAUCUAUUACAUGGCUCCACUUCUAGGUCCCUCGCUGGGACCGAUAUUAGGUGGCGCAUUGACCACAGGGUUUGGGUGGCGAGGACCUUUCUACUUCCUUGCGGCCACGGCAGGACUCGUAGCUCUGUCGUUUCUGUUCUUUUUCAAGGACACAUUUCGUCGUGAACGCAGUCUGGCAUAUCAGAAAGCGCUGAAGCACAGACUGCGUGAAGAAAUGCACAAAGACACGGAAGGGAAUCGGAAAUUAGUUUCGAGCAAUCGAGAGGAGCACAAGGAAGGCAAUACGACUGAAUGCGACAUCGAAAAACAAGAGGAGAUGCAGAAAAUAGCAAAGGAUGUGCUUCCUGUUGUGAAGAUCUCCUGGAAAGAUAUGAGUCCUGUGAAACCGCUUUGGCGCAUUUUUCGUCGGACAAAUAACUUUUGUAUUCUCUCCGCAUCCGGUCUCAUAUUUGCGUUCUGUUUUGUUGUCCCCUAUACGACUUCUCGAGCACUCGGAACGUAUUAUCACUACAGCGCCAUCAAAAUCGGCCUGGUUCUCUUGUCAUUUGGACUAGGAAACAUGGCCGGGAGCAUUCUUGGUGGCCGCUGGUCCGAUUAUCAACUGACGAAUUUGAAGAGUGCGAACGGAGGCAAAGGAUACCCAGAAAUGAGAUUGAGAAGCACGAUACAUGGUAGUAUCUUAUUUCCUCUCUUUGUUCUUGGAUUUGCCUGGGUCUCAGACAAACACGUUCACAUUGCUGCCACUGUCGUGAUGCUGUUCGCCUGCGGGUUUGCGGUGAUUUUUGUGUACACGAGCACCUUGGCAUACAUUGUUGACUCUAAUGUUGGUCAAUCGUCGACUGCUGUAGCAUUGAAUAGUGCAUUUAGAGGGAUUGCGGCGUGCAUUAUGAUUGAAGUUGCUGUUCCUAUGCAGGAUGGAUUGGGUGAAGGAUGGAUGUAUACUAUCUUUGCGGGCCUCAUGGUUAUUUGCGGGUUUCUCAUUCUCAUCGUGGCCCAUAAAGGUAAGGAGUGGCGGUUGGCGGCUGAGGAGCGUGAAAAGCAGUCUGAGGCAAAGCCGUAG
This is a messenger RNA of Marasmius oreades (fairy-ring Marasmius), 1608 nucleotides long. RefSeq lists its product as uncharacterized. Bases 1 to 1608 code for a protein of 535 amino acids. NCBI's taxonomy places the organism in Eukaryota, Fungi, Basidiomycota, Agaricomycetes, Agaricales, Marasmiaceae. The record is from RefSeq and is a predicted model, not a curated record. The transcript has 13 exons. Gene Ontology annotation, biological process: transmembrane transport. Gene Ontology annotation, molecular function: transmembrane transporter activity.